This is a messenger RNA of Penicillium taxi, 2289 nucleotides long. Its product is annotated as pumilio RNA binding protein. Lineage: Eukaryota; Fungi; Ascomycota; Eurotiomycetes; Eurotiales; Aspergillaceae. Gene Ontology annotation, cellular component: cytoplasm. Gene Ontology annotation, biological process: post-transcriptional regulation of gene expression. Bases 1 to 2289 code for a protein of 762 amino acids. The record is from RefSeq and is a predicted model, not a curated record. Gene Ontology annotation, molecular function: mRNA 3'-UTR binding. The transcript is spliced from 6 exons.
AUGGUACCACCCUCUACUAACCAUGCUGAUGGUUCUCGCUUGACCAAGGAACCACCUGACCCAUUUUCGAAUGAUGCCCGAACCAGCAUUUAUGCACGCGAUGUUCUGGUGAGUUGUCCAACCAAAUAUCCUAAUCAUUCCUUCCUGAAUACUCACUUUGCCUUUUCUUUUCAGGUUCAGACCAGUUCUAGCAAUAUCAGUUCACCAAACUCGGCGAAUUCUUUUCGACGGAUCCCACACGAGAAGACAGCCGAUGUUCCCCCCAAGAAGUUGGAGCAAUCUCAAAGUUUUCCUCCAUUUUCCAAUUGGACCGACCAACUGGCAUAUCGACCUUCUUACCCGCAGAGAGGUCCUGUCGGUGGGCCAAGCACCGAGACUUAUGGCGCACAGUUCCAGCGCGAGCAGCAGGAAAUUGCGACAUUGAAGGAGGAGCUCAUUGCGGCUAACUCCCGACUUUCUCAGCAAGAGCAAGAGCUGACACAGUUCCGGGUGAUCAACCAUACUCUCGAAUACGCUUCAUCGGAGGCGGAAUUUGGGGGACGUGAAACAGACCAUCAAGCUCAACGUUCCAACGUCGUCGGUUCCCGUUUUCCAACCCCAUGGAACACACGAGAACCACAGCAACUUGCUGUAGGAGGACUAAUUCAGGGUCCAUUUGAUCGUUCUCGUGGACUUUGGGACCCAAACGGCCAUGAACCGCAGGCCAUGCAAGCAUUGGGGGUGCCCAACCACCAAAUUACGAAUUUUAUGAGUCAGGGUUCAGAUCGUUUUUGGGGUGGCUCAACAGGGCAUCCUUCUUCGGUCCCUCACAGGGUCUUCUCUGGUCCUUCGGCUGGGGCUUUUGGCUAUCAGCCCCCACAUCGGUAUGGUCCCCCUGUGGAGCAACGUCGCCCGACUGCUGUCCAGCAGAAUCAGUGGAGUGGAUUUGUUCCUAGAUCUAUGAGCGAGGCAGCUCCGGUUCCCCCCACCUCGCCCUCCAGCGGCUUCCACUCCACUGGAUCUCAAUCCAAUCCGACCUUUCCCGCACGCCAGCGUGAAUCAUCGGUUCUGUCUCCAACGGCUAACGAAUUCACAGUCACAGGACCUCAUCACGGACAAUCGUUGGUCAGUCGUAAUUCUUCGAACUAUGUUGCGUCAACCGAGCCGCUCAAUUAUCGCCUUCUUGGUGAGAAAAAUGUUAUGUUCGACUGGAACUACUUGGUUGAGAAGAUUGUGUGUAGCGAUGACCAACAAGCGUCUAUUUUCCUACAGAACAAGUUGAAGGUCUGUUCUGCUAACGAGAAACACGCAAUUGUCGACAGAAUUGCGGAAUCGGGAUAUAGUCUGAUGCUGAACCGAUUUGGCAAUUUCUUGAUUCAACGUUGUUUCGAACACGGUACCCCCGAACAAGUCUUGACUAUUGCUAAUUCAAUGCGAGGCAAAGUUCGCUUUUUGAGUAUGGAUGCAUUUGGCUGCCAUGUUGUUCAAAAGGCUCUUGACUGUGUGCCGGAGGAGCCGAAAGCGAUGCUGGUACAAGAGCUACUCCAAGGCAUUCCGGAAACAGUUAACCACAAAUACGCAUGCCAUGUCUGGCAGAAGCUCUUUGAGAUUCGAUGGACAUCCGAGGCACCACGUAUCAUGGGCCCUGUGAAUGAUGCUCUCCGUGGCAUUUGGCAUAACAUUGCGUGUGGCGAGACUGGAAGUCUUGUCGUACAAAACAUCUUUGAGAACUGUGUCGAUGAUGAUAAGCGGCUCGCAAUCGAAGAAAUUUUGAAGAACUUGAAAUCGGUCUCCCGUGGUCAAUACGGAAACUGGUGUAUCCAGCAUAUCUGUGAGCAUGGCGCUCCCCUUGACAAGAGCCGGGCCGUCGAGCACGUCCUUUUCCACGCCGUUGAAUACAGUAUGGAUCAAUACGCUUCAAAGAUUGUUGAGAAGUGCUUGAAGAUCGGAAAUCUCGAAUUUUUGGACCGCUACCUUGCGCGUCUUUGCAUCAGCCAGGCUGGGCGGCCUCGAAUUCCGUUGAUUGACGUCGCUAGCGACCAGUAUGGCAACUACCUGAUCCAGUGGAUUCUUCAACAUUCCUCAAAGAGCCAUGUUGAUCUCGUUUCGGUUCACAUUCAGAAGCAUAUGGUAUCUCUUCGAGGUUCCAAAUACGGAUCACGUGUCGCAAUGGCGUGUUCUAACCCUAACCACUCUACGCGGCCAGGACCUGGAACUGGCUCACACCGAUUCAACGGUAACUUCAACAAUGAGGACCGCUUUUCUCGAGGGCGUUACGGCGGCCGUCAGUGGGGUGGCAACUAUCGUUAA